Messenger RNA from Loxodonta africana (African savanna elephant), 1584 nucleotides. Its product is annotated as olfactory receptor 4K15-like. Gene Ontology annotation, cellular component: plasma membrane. The coding region runs from base 251 to 1003 and encodes 250 amino acids. The record is from RefSeq and is a predicted model, not a curated record. The transcript has a single exon. Gene Ontology annotation, biological process: G protein-coupled receptor signaling pathway. NCBI's taxonomy places the organism in Eukaryota, Metazoa, Chordata, Mammalia, Proboscidea, Elephantidae. Gene Ontology annotation, molecular function: G protein-coupled receptor activity; olfactory receptor activity.
CUACAAUCCUAUGAUAUUUCCAUUUCUUUUUCACUUUACAGGUAAUUUUCUGAUCUGAUCUCUGAAACUUGAAAUCAUGGACCAAGGAAAUAACUCAAGAGUGACUCAAUUUGUGUUGCACAGUCUUUCAGGGCCUUGAGAGCUACAACUUUCCUACUUUGCAUUUUUCGCACUUUUCUAUUCAUCCAUUGUGCUGGGAAACCUCCUCAUUGUGCUAACAGUCCUCUCUGAACCUGCUCUACACACACCCAUGUACUUCCUGCUCACCAACCUCUCCUUUAUCGAUGUGUGUCUAUCCACCUUUGCCACUCCCAAAAUGAUUGUUGACUUCCUCAAGGAGCAGAAGACCAUUUCCUUUGAGGGCUGCAUGGCCCAGAUAUUCUUUCUGCAUGCCUUUGCUGGUGGUGAAACAAUGCUCCUUGUGGCCAUGGCAUAUGACAGAUAUGUAGCCAUUUGUCGGCCUUUGCAUUAUGCAAUCAUCAUGAAUGUACGCAAGUGUACAGGCCUUGUUGUAGGGUCCUGGCUCAUUGGAGUCCUGCAUUCAGUAAGCCAGUUGGUCUUCACAAUAAACCUUCCAUUCUGUGGUCCAAAUAAAGUGGACAGCUUUUUCUGUGACCUUCCCUUAGUUAUCAAACUUGCCUGCACUGACACCUAUAUACUUGAGAUACUGAUGCUUUCAGACAGUGGUCUAAUGGCUAUGAGCGGAUUUGUGCUCUUGCUCAUCUCCUACACGGUCAUCUUGGUCACCCUGCGAUGUCAAUCCUCAGCAGGGAUGGUCAAGGCUCGGGCCACCCUGACUGCCCAUGUCACAGUGGUGACCCUCUUCUUUGGGCCCACCAUCUUCAUCUAUGCCUCGCCUUUCAGCAACUUCCCAGUGGAUAAAGUUCUUUCAAUAUUUUAUAUUGUUUUCACCCCUCUCUUAAAUCCCUUGAUCUACACAUUAAGAAAUAAGGAGGUAAUGUCAGCAAUGCAGAAACUGAGGAGGCGACAGGUAAGUUCCUAAAGGUUUCUUGACUUUUCCUCGUGAUAAUGACAACCAUAGUAAAGGGACUCACUUUAUCCUUUGCUAUUAAAACUAUAUUCAAACUUCGAAGUUAAACAGAUGGAGAUAAUUUCUUAUAUCUAGUAAUGGUUAUUUCGUACAAUGUGAACUUUCACUACAAACUAUCCAAACUUAAAGACUAAACAGUGAAUAAAUUCAGUGAGCUCAUUAACUGAACUCAGAAACCAAAUAGAUUCAUGCCCCUAACCAUGUAAAUGCAGCAUAUUUCACCAUGUUACAAAUAUCAAAAUCUGGUCCCCCCAUUAAUAUUUCUUUGUCUCAGUAUAUUAAAUCAAAGUUCAGAAUUCCCGCUCAAUGUUAGUGGUUCAAGACCUACACUGAAAAAUGGAUAUCCGUGUUUAUAUAAAUAGAGGUUUUUUCCAACAACACUGCUAACUGUAUGUCUUUGCUCUAUGUAUUCGUUUACCAAUCUCCAAGUCUUGCUACAUAAUCUACACCACCUGUUUUAGUAAUCUAGUGCUGCUAUAACAGAAAUACCACAAACAGAUGGCUUCAACGAACAGAAAUGUAUUCUCUCACAG